UGAUGCUGGAGUAUUUUAAGAUGAUUCCAGAGGAAUUAGUUAGACAGAUCUUAAUGAGAGUGUCUUAUAAAUCUCACAGCAAAUUGAAGAAAGUUUGUAAAAAUUGGAAGGCGAUGGUGGAAGAUCCCCAGUUUUAUGAAGAUAGACUGAGGUGUGGGAGAUCUGAGGAGUUCAUAUGUUUGCUUGAGACAGUGAAUCAUCAAUUUAAAAGUCUUCCUCUGGUAACUAUAUAUGACCCCAUUAACAAGCUAUGGGAAAAGCUUCCUACCAUUCCCGCAGAAUUCGAAUUCUGCUCAUCCUCCAAGCUUAUCUGUGUUAAGCACAAACUGGUUUUAUUAGGGUUAUCACAGCGCAACAGAGCAGGUUCGAAGCGCAAGAGGACAGAGACAACCAAGGCUAUUUUGAUCUUUGAUUUUUUGUCUUGCAAAUGGCGGAAAGGAGCAGAUAUGCCCACCCGAGAAUGCCCAGCUAACUUUGGCUGCUGUGCAUCACCUGAAGGACUGAUUUAUCUUGCUGGAGGAAGACAGAAUGGGGAAAUUACAGGCAAAGCUACAAGCCAAGCUGCAGUUUACAAUGUGGAGACGAAUGAAUGGAAGCUUCUUCCAAAUAUGCUUCAAAACCAAUGGUUAUGUGACUGUGUUUUUAUUGAAGGCAUGAUGUAUGUUGUAUGCUUGUAUGAUGAGGAGGUUCAACAAUUCGAGCCAGAGACAGAAGUCUGGUCAGUUUUGCCCAAUAUGUGGUUUAUUGAAGAUUGUAUGUAUCCCAUGGUGGCCGCAUUUGGGCGUUUGUAUUGUUUUCAGUGGGAUGUUGUGACAGAAUACGACUCUAGAGAGAAUUUGUGGAGGAUAGUUGAUGGUCUUCCUCAACCUCUUGAUAGCGUUGAUGCUGCUGUGUUGGGUGAUAGGAUUUUCUUGAGUGGGGUUGAAUCAGGCAGCAAAAACCAUACAUUUUUUUAUAUCUACCAACUUCCAUUAAAAACAGGGGUGAACAGAGAGAGAUGGAUUUGUGUUGAGAGGCCUCAAUACUUCUCCCAAUCCUGCAUUCAAUCUGUGGCCACUCUGGUUAUUUGAUUGGUUUUUCAAAUUCAUUGUUACAUUGUGGCUCCUUGGGGCUCAAAUUUAGCAAAGAACCAAAUUAG
Messenger RNA from Cryptomeria japonica (Japanese cedar), 1138 nucleotides. Its product is annotated as F-box/kelch-repeat protein At1g80440. Lineage: Eukaryota; Viridiplantae; Streptophyta; Pinopsida; Cupressales; Cupressaceae. The transcript has a single exon. Gene Ontology annotation, biological process: negative regulation of cytokinin-activated signaling pathway; regulation of phenylpropanoid metabolic process. The record is from RefSeq and is a predicted model, not a curated record. Bases 3 to 1070 code for a protein of 355 amino acids. Gene Ontology annotation, molecular function: protein binding.